Neodiprion virginianus is the source of this 7637-nucleotide messenger RNA. It is a transcript of the gene NLG-4, whose product is annotated as neuroligin-4, X-linked. The transcript has 13 exons. Gene Ontology annotation, biological process: synaptic vesicle endocytosis; chemical synaptic transmission; neuron cell-cell adhesion. The record is from RefSeq and is a predicted model, not a curated record. Gene Ontology annotation, molecular function: neurexin family protein binding; signaling receptor activity. Lineage: Eukaryota; Metazoa; Arthropoda; Insecta; Hymenoptera; Diprionidae. Gene Ontology annotation, cellular component: postsynaptic membrane; synapse; cell surface. Bases 2584 to 5343 code for a protein of 919 amino acids.
AGAGCAUCGGGCGCGGGUUUCGUAGUCGGUCCGCGUGCCCCGCGAGUUCUACGUCGGAUUUCCGUGCGAAAAACGCGAGUCGGAGAGUGGUGCGGUUUUUUAUUCGACAGACUGAUCAGUCUUGCUCCGAAUCGCGUCUCAAAGCUCGAGGAAAAUAAUUGAUCAGACGGCGGUUCAGAAAUCGGUGAAAAAAUCGUGGUGACAACCAAUGUUCGAGUGUCGUUAUCUUCAUCCCUUACUUCGUCGUCUUACGAACGAAGGAUAGACGAGUUGACGGGAUUUUGGACUCCAGGUGUUACUUUGCGAUGUGGUUGCGGAGCCAAGAGUGCAGCGGGUCAAUUGGUAAUCGUUUAGUUUGAUUCGAUGUGCUGCGCUUUAACGCGUCACGGCGACUCUGAGGUGAUCGCUCAAAAUGCAAAACGCGGUUUUAUGCUUCCGCGACGAAACUUGAGAACGUGGAAACAAACAUGAGACGGCUGUUUCGAGCCAGAGUUAUCGCCCCGUUUACCAACAUCGUGGAUCGAGCUUUCGGUCACGAAAUUUCGGCAACCGGUGUAGGACGAAGCUUCUUCGUCAAUUGAAUAGGGAAAACUGAGGAUUGAGGAGUGAGAAGUUACAACAGUUGUCAAUAGCGAAGCGAAAAUUCUAGGAUAAAUAUUUCACAGUGUGCGACCUCGUGAGAAAAUCUUUGGUAACAUGAGAAACUAUCAAGAGCUUGCGAGAUAACCGUUUCGCUAUAGAAAUAUGAUCCAGCUCAAGCUGUAGAUGCUGGAAACAUAUUUUGAACUGAAAUUUUCCAAGUUGUUAAAGAAAAACACGAUAGCGGAAUUUUCAUCGAAGAGGGAAAAACGGAUUUAUAACAAAAUAUUUUAACCAAUGAAUAGUGAGUGUAAAAUAAGGGUGAUAAUGAUCAACAGCUGGAGUGAUGAAAGGUUGAAUGAAUGAUUCAUUAGCUUAUCGUUGUCAAGUGUGCUAAAUAAAAUUAAAGGAAAUAAAGUAGAACGAAUAAAUAAAUGAAUUUAAAAAACAGGGGAAAAUUAGUGGGAAAUAAAGUGAGUAAAAAAUAUACUUUGUGGUAAUGACAAAGAUGCUUAGUAUAAUAUGCCAAGCUUUAUCCAGCGGGAGAUGACAGAUUAAACGAUUAUUUCGUCGGCCGGUGAGAGAAUCAAUGUGCAUCUUGGUGCCUCAAGGAUCGAGCUGUGAUCAGCAAUUGUCGAUUACAGUUACUAAAAAAGAAAAUCGUACCGGUGAUUCGGUUGUGAUUAUUGUAUAUGAUACGUGUGUGAUGAUACGAAUCAGUGCGGUAAACUCCUAGAAAUUAAAUCAAAAUUCGUUUUUACGCGGGUGAAAUUGGGCAAUGAAACUGAAUAAAAUAAGGGGAUGAAUGGAAUUAACAAAAGGUAAAUAACGGAAAGCUGACGAAUUAGGUGCAACGAGCAAAACUGAAAUUUGAUAGUUUCCGAUCCUUGAAGACUGAAAUGAUUCUCUUUUCCUUCUCUUUUCUUCAAAGUAAAUCGCACGAUUACAAUACAUCGUGGCAAACGGAAGGGAGGUUGUUUAUAUAACGUUAUACUAGAGAGGAUAUUUAUUUUUUUUUCCCCCAGAAGAAAUGAAAGCGUUGGAAGGAUACUUCGGGGAACAGGAUAUACCUUAUUAGGAUCCAUAUCCUCCGGUAAAUUCCUCCCUCGAUCUUUAAUAUAACGCAAAGUUUACCCUCCGGUCAUGAAUCGCCGGGGUUGAAAAAUAUGCGAUCAUAUUGCGUAGCGGAAUAUCACGUAAUAAUCAACUCAUCUUGUUGGGAAAUGUUCGAUUCUAGAGUCGCUUCUUUCAAGUUGUACAAUUCUUAACGACAUUCAAAUAAAUACAUGGAAAUAAAUAAAUAUCAACUGUUUUCAAGAAUUUUUCCAACAUUUUCGAAUAGUUGUACGAAAAUAAAGAAGAAAAGGCAAUACGGAAAAUCAUUUUGAAAGGCACGUAUCCUGGCCGGGUUGUUUUGUUAUUUCGAACGAAAGAAGAAGGUAGGGAAUUAGGAAAUGCAAGGAAUGCGGGAGGCGCCGUCGUAGCUUGGUAGAGAAUCUAAGAUCUAACGUGACAAAUCGUACCGAAGAAAAAUAUUACAAAUUCGUGGGCUUUUAUUAAAUUGCUUGGUGCAUGGCUCGGUUGUUAUAAUUCAUUCGCGUAAAGCCGAAAGCCGGAGAGCAAAAAAGCCGGAAACAAGAAAUAUCAUUUGAAAUUAACAAUAAGAAACAUCCGGACAAAAAGCGCAGGAAAUAAACAUAAUGAAAUUAAUGUUCAAACGAGCGAAGUAAGGUUGAAAAAUUCACGAUUUGUGUAAUGAUGUAACAUAAUACAGAAGUGUAAGAUAAUAUAAAACUGCUGCGUGGGAAUAAAAUUAACACGAAAACAUCGUUAAAAAAAAAAGGAAAGGAAAAAAAGGAGAGGGAAAAAAUGGCAGAAGAGAGAGGAGAAAAAGAAAUCAACUAAGUCGAGUGACAUGAGGUAGUCGGAACGAUUUCGGUCGGUUGGAUGCGUAUAUACGAGUGAUUUGGGGGGCGAACAAAGGGGGCGGAGGGGGAGUUCAAGAUGGAACUUUUGAUCAUUCUGGUAUGCCUGAUCACGCCUCCGACUCUUUCCCUGUCGAUAAAGACGAAACUUAACCCGCGAAUCGUCCAGACUCAGUACGGUCGCAUUCAGGGGUUCGUCCAGUCCUUCGAACCCCCUAAACUCAAAUCGAUCGACGUUUACCUCGGCAUACCUUACGCGACUCCACCAGUCGGAGGAAACAGGUUUUCACCCACGAGGGCGCCAAGUCCUUGGGACGGAAUCAGAUUAUCAGACUCGGUGGGUCCCGUCUGCCCUCAAAAAAUUCCUGACAUAACGAACGAGCAGGAAGCGCUGGAAAAAAUGCCUAAAGGGCGAUUGGAAUACCUGAGAAGAUUACUGCCGUAUCUUCGUAACCAGAGUGAAGAUUGCCUCUACCUUAAUAUUUACGCACCGGCGAUGGGAUUGACGGACAGCGGUAGACGGCAUCCGGUCUUCCUCUUCGUCCACGGAGAAAGCUAUGACUUUGGCAGCGGUAAUCCUUACGACGGUAGCGUCUUGGCAAGCUACGCGGACCAGGUUGUGGUCACGAUCAAUUAUCGCCUCGGCAUCCUGGGCUUUCUGAACGCCAACGUCGUCCCCCAUCUCAAGGCUAGGGUGGCGAAUUACGGUCUGAUGGACCAGAUAGCCGCCCUUCACUGGGUCCAGCAACACAUCGAACUUUUCGGCGGCGAUCCCGGCAACGUCACUUUGGUCGGACACGGAACGGGCGCGGCCUGCGUCAACUUUCUCGCCAUCAGUCCGAUGGUUAUGUCAGGACUCUUUAAGCGUGCCAUACUGCUCUCUGGAAGCGCAUUGUCGUCCUGGGCCGUCGUAGAGGAUCCGGCUUCCUACGCCUUGAAAUUGGCCCGAGCUUGCAAUUGCUCGGUACCGGAGAACCUGGCCAAGGACAACGAGCUCAUCGUCGACUGUUUGCGAGACGCCAGCCUAGACGAACUCUUGCAGGUUGACAUCCAGGCGCCAACUUUUCUCAGCGCGUUUGGACCGAGCGUCGACGGGGUUGUUAUAAAGCCUGACUUCCAGAAGGAUCUGUUAUCCUACCUGGGCCCCGAGUUCCAGGGAUUCGGGCAAAAGCUGAAGCGGACCGAACACGGUGCUCCGAUAACUAGCAACAGCAAGUACGACCUCUUAUUCGGUGUAACAACAAGCGAGGCGCUCUGGAGUUUCGCUGAAAAGGACGUCCAGCAGGGUUUCGAGGGUGAGAAGAGGGACCGCAUCAUUAGAACCUACGUCCGAAACGCGUACACCUAUCAUCUAACAGAGAUAUUCUACACGGUCGUUAACGAGUACACGGACUGGGAGAGGACGGUUCAGCAUCCGGUGAACACGAGAGACGCCUGCGUCCAAGCGCUGAGCGACGCACAAUUUGUGGCACCGCUCGUUCAGACCGGAGACCUGUUCACCUUGCGGCACUUGAAGAAACCGAACAAUCCUCACCUGGCGCCAGUACCUGAGGACGAAAUGGAACCGAUGCCGAAGACCUACUUCUACGUAUUCGACUACCAACCGAAGGACGGCGACUAUCCGCAGAGAAUGGGUUCCGUCCACGGCGACGAGCUUCCCUACGUUUUCGGCGCUCCCCUCGUCGAUGGGUUUGGACAUUUUCCCAGGAACUACACGAAGGCCGAAGUCACUUUGUCGGAGAGCAUAAUCCUGUAUUUUUCCAACUUCGUCAAGGCGGGAAACCCAAACGCGAACGAGCAUCAUGGCCGUGGUGAAAAGUCGUUGAAGGAGAAGAGCAAAUACCGAGGGCUUGUUUGGGAGCAGUACGAUCCUGUGCAUCAAAAGUAUCUGGAAAUCGGUAUGAAGCCGAAGAUGAAGAACCACUACAGGGCCCAUCAGCUAUCCGUCUGGCUUCGACUCGUUCCGGAACUACAUCGCGCCGGGAUGGAAGACGUCGAACCGAAGCACAACCUCUUUCGAGGCUACGCCGAUCCCGCCCUUUACGACGGUUCCGUGAGGCCUGAUCCCCUCAGCAGGCUCGGCGAAGAGUUCAGACGCGUCAAUCUGACCACCGAACCUCCGACCACCACGGACUUCACCAUCACUACCUGCGUCAGUCUCAUUCAAAGCACCAACUUGCAGAACGCCAAUAACGCGAGCACCGAUACAUUGGCCAGCUUAGACGCCGCUGGGUACGCGGCUUACUCGACAGCCUUGAGCGUAACGAUCGCCAUCGGCUGUAGCCUCCUUAUACUGAACGUGCUCAUCUUCGCUGGCGUUUACUAUCAAAGAGACAAGACGCGGCUCGAGGUCAAGAGUCUUCAGCAGCAACAAAUGAUCAAUCAACAGUGCGGACCCAGGGGAUUCAACGAGCUGAAGCAACCCCCGCCGCCCCAUUCACACUUUCCAGGAUCCGGACAAGUCAUCGUUGAUGUCGAGAACGAGAUGCUGCGAAGGAACGCGAUGAAGGCCCCUCCGAGCAGUCCAAACUCGCAACUACUACAGCAGGGACAAGUAACCCACACAUUGCCGCACCAGCAUCAUUAUCAGAAGCAACAUCAGCACCAGCAGCAUCAUCAGCAGCAGCAGCACGCGACGUUGCCUCGAGCGGCCGUCAUGCAGGACAUGAACAUAAAUACACAAAUGCAGGGACCUCCGAACGGAUCUAUCCACUUAACGAUUCCACGGGCGCCUCCGCCGCCCCGAGCAAGAAGUCCUCCGGAAAGUCAGCCGCUGCUUCAAGGUCCGACGGUUUCGAGCCGCGUUCCACAAACGGCGAUGAGCGAGAUGAGAGUCUGAUGUAUGGAGCCUCCUCCGAAGCCGGUAGUGCCGGACGUCCUGACCGCGUCAACCCUUCUCUAGGAAUGUGGGAAAUUUUAACGAGAUUAAGGAAUGGCAAAGGGAAAAGGGUGAAACGGAACUGCAAAUUACGGGUUGAUCUAAGUGCGAAGGGUUAGGCGCGGUUUUGAUGUCGGGGAUUUUCCGGCGGGUUGUUUCCUGGACGGAGGAGGAAAUUUGGCAUUGAGUAUCAGGGGGAGGAGGAACACGUUCUUGGACUCGUGGAACUGAAAAAAAAUAAACAAGUUACCAAAUGUCGAGAAAAUUUUUUUUUUCAUCUCAGAUACGUUAUACUUUUAGGGAAAUAAGAAACAAUCGUGCGUAUAAUAAUGAAAGAAAAAGACACUUAUCCACUUCUUUUGUUGCUAUAGUCUACGAUACUGUUGAAAUAAGAAAAAAAAACAAAUGUGAAUACCAGCUGCAGUAGCUGUUUGAAAAAGGGUAUCUUAUAUACAUGUAUACAUAUAAGUGGUGCGAGAAGGGCGAACAAUAUAUGUGUAUGUACAUAUGUUUGGACAACUGCAACGCCUAAACACCGGAUGCAAAAAUAUAUUUUUAUUUGACUCGCUUCUGUUUUUUUUUUUUUUUUUUCAAACAGUGAGUGCUGAUGUAAAAAAGUAUUUAAAAUUUAAGAAAGUGAAUAAACUGAACAAAUACACUGUAACUACGCGAUUAAUCUACACUGUGGGUAAACAAAUUACUCCAUAUGUAGGAUAUUUUGUGUGCAGGUAAGUUACCUACGGUAUACAAAUGGAUCGAAAAUCUCGUUACCAAAAUAAUUGCCAAAUGACAAUCUGCUGAAUUGCAGAACGGAUGGAUUAGGUGCAAAAAUAAUUAUUAAUAUUAAAUGGUGGAAGGGAGAAAUUAUUAAAAUGAAGUAAACUGGAAAACUGCAGUGUAAAACAACGUGUUUUUAUUAUACAUAAAAUAUAGAGGUACAUAAUGAGUAAAAAGAUGUUAGAUGUUCCUUGUAAAUAUAAAAUACGUUUACCUGUUAUCACGGCAAAAUGAGUAAAAGUAAAAAGAUAAAUAAAUAAAUAAAUGAAUAAAUAAAUAAAACAAUAAAAUAAAAUAAUACGGUAGUUCGCUAAGAUUGGCACAGUGGGGAUUAUUGUCAUUUAUCAAACAUUUUUUACCCUCUCCGUAACUUGUCGAGGUUUUUUUUCCGACGAUUUGACGAAUAUAACAACGUAUUCAUUUUCUUUUAUUUAUUAAUUAUUUUACCUUGACUUCACGUACGCGUAAACAUAUGGUAUACAUAGGGCCGUAAGAUAAUAUUUAUAAUAAUAAUAAUAGUAAUGAUUAAAAUACGAUAUUACGACUAGUAUUUGAAGGGGAAGAAUUGAACUGUUUGACACGCUAUAGUUAUACACUGCCACAAGACUUGAAAUGAUAAUUGGAGGUGAAUUGAAUGAUUAAUGUAUCUGAUGAAAAUUUAAACAUCAAUUUGCAGCGCGAAGAUAUUUAGAAAUAAGUGAACAUAGGUAAAUGAUGAAUUGGAAUAAUAAUCAAUUGUAAAUAUUUAAAAUGGCAAAGAAAAUAAAAUUCAUAUAAUAUGUUGUAAGGAAAUUGAGAAUUUUUAAAAUUUAAAACUUAAAAAUAACAUUAAUAUAACAUUGUAUAAGUAAAUUGAAAAUUUUAAAAUCAGUCACGGAGGAUAAUAAAUAAAUAUCGUUCGGUGUUUAAACACGGACCUCAAAUUGAAGGCAGCCGUAUUAAAAAAAACUACGGAGUUGUAUAAUUUAAAUAUUAUAUCAUUUAACCGUAAUGUUUUAUACCAUUAAAUUUUGAAGAUUUGACAUGAAUACAGAAGUUAUUUUAAAAAAAUAGAGUAAUGAUAAUAAUUGAAUAAAUUAUACAUUGUAUAUGUAAACAUAGGUGAAAUUCAAGCCGAAUGAAAUCAUAGAAGAAAAUGGAUUGUUAUGAGUGGGUGUUUGAUACAUACGUGAACUUAAUGAUAUCAUGAAAUGUGGACAAUCUGUUAAACAUUACCAAUGAUAAAAACAAACAUAUAAAAAUACAAAAAAAAAAGGAAAUUUAAAUGAUAUUGUAUAUGAUAUUACGGAUAAUAACGGUACGAAAAGGUUUACUAUCACCACGUACGUCGUUUAUUUAACCGGUGUCACGUGUGUCUAGAUUUUUAUCCCCGUAUUGAUUUGUUGAUCAGCGCAUACGAGACACUGAAAUGUUACGUUGAACGUUUUGUUGUCAAACUGUAAAUAUAUAUAACAAAAUAUAUGGAAAUAUUAAUUGGA